AUGACUCUCUUCUUUCUUCAGGACAUUCAGAUCGAGGCGCUGCUGAUGCGAGCGUGUGAACCCGUAAUUCAGGCCUAUUGUCACGAGGUCGCUGACAAUCAGAUCGACACGGGUGAUCUGAUGGAGUGUUUGGUUCAGAACAAACACCAGAAAGAGAUGAAUGAAAAGUGUGCAGUGGGAGUUACUCAUUUUCAGUUGAUUCAGAUCAAAGAUUUCCGCUUCUCCUACAAGUUCAAGACGGCCUGCAAGGAGGACGUACUCAAGCUGUGUCCCAACAUCAAGAAGAAGGUGGACGUUGUGAUCUGCCUCAGCACCACGGUGAGGAAUGACACGCUGCAGGACGCCAAGGAGCAGCGAGUGUCCGUCAAAUGUCGAAAACAGCUGCGAGUGGAAGAGGUGGAGAUGUCUGAAGACAUCCGUCUGGAACCAGAGCUCUAUGACUCCUGCAAGCAGGACAUCAACAGGCUGUGUCAGAACGUGGCUUUCGGCAACGCGCAGGUUAUUGAGUGUCUGAAAGAGAGCAAGCGGCAGCUAACCCAGCGUUGCCACCAAAGGAUCUUCAAGCUUCAGGAAGUGGAGAUGGUUGAUCCAGAACUGGACUACCAGCUGAUGAGAGUCUGCAAGCACAUGAUCAGACGCUUCUGCACAGAGUCGGAGGGGAAAAACGUGCUUCAGUGUCUGAAACAGAACAAGAACAGCGAGCUGAUGGACCCCAAAUGCAAACAAAUGAUCACCAAGAGACAAAUCACCCAGAACACAGACUACAGGUUGAACCCGGUCCUGAGGAAGGCCUGUAAAGCCGACAUCCCAAAGUUCUGCCAGUCCAUCCUGAAUAAGGCCACAGCUGACACCGAGCUGGAGGGGCAGGUCAUCUCCUGCCUCAAGCUCAGAUAUGCUGACCAGCGCCUGUCUCCCGACUGUGAGGAUCAGAUCCGGGUCAUCUUACAGGAGUCCGCCCUGGACUACAGGCUGGACCCCCAGCUGCAGAUCCACUGCACACACGAGAUCACCAGCCUGUGUCCGGAGGAGGCUGCAGCCCAGGAGCAGACGGGGCAGGUGGAGGAGUGUCUGAAAGUGAACCUUCUGAAGAUCAAACAGGAAGGCUGUAAGAAGGAGGUGUUGAACAUGCUGAAGGAGAGUAAGGCAGACAUCUUUGUUGACCCCGUCCUCCACACGGCCUGCGCCCUGGACAUCAAACACCACUGUGCAGCCAUCCCACCCGGGAAAGGGCGCCGUGAGUCUAAACAGCACACGCCUGCAUAA
Messenger RNA from Menidia menidia (Atlantic silverside), 1263 nucleotides. The record is from the annotation of a GenBank genome assembly. Lineage: Eukaryota; Metazoa; Chordata; Actinopteri; Atheriniformes; Atherinopsidae.